Molecule: messenger RNA, 2820 nt
Organism: Cucumis melo (muskmelon)
Lineage: Eukaryota; Viridiplantae; Streptophyta; Magnoliopsida; Cucurbitales; Cucurbitaceae
Product: BRASSINOSTEROID INSENSITIVE 1-associated receptor kinase 1-like
Exons: 11
Coding region: 435-2276 (613 amino acids)
Biological process (GO): protein phosphorylation
Molecular function (GO): protein binding; protein kinase activity; ATP binding
Source: RefSeq, a predicted model, not a curated record
ACAAAAUAGAAAGAAAUGUAAGCCCUUGAGCCAGCUCUCUACAGCAAACCAAACCCAACGACUUCUCUUCUUGGGUUCCCAUUCAACCCACCCCCAAAAUCUUUCCUCCAAUUCCCUUGUUCUCCCUCUCUCAUGGAACCUUUCUUCUUCUUCUCCAUCUUCUCAAUUUCAUCUCUUCUUCUUCCUCUUUAGCAUUUUCCCCCCUUCAUACUCUCCUCUCUCAUCUUCCGGUCAACGGGGUUCUCUUACGUUUUUGGGUAGCUUCCUCGAAGUUUCCCACAGAAUCAAUCGGUCAAUGAGGUUGGAGCUUUGAUUCGAGGAUUCUGUUGGGGCUUUUCGUUCAUCUCCUUCCAAAUCCCCCUCACCCAUCCCUCUCUCGUUAUGUCAAAUUUUUUCCACUCUUCAAUUUAGUGCUCUGGGUUUUGUUUUGCGUUAUGUCGGUGAUGCUGGGCUCUUCUUCCUCUUCUUUGUGGUUCAUUUUCUUUCUGGGUUUUGUUUCCUUGCUCUCUGCUAAUCCUGAAGGUGAUGCUUUGAAUGCAUUGAAGUCAAAUUUACAAGAUCCCAACGGUGUAUUACAGAGUUGGGAUCCGACUCUUGUUAAUCCUUGCACAUGGUUCCAUGUCACCUGUGACAGUGAGAAUAGUGUCACUCGAGUUGACCUUGGAAAUGCCAAUCUAUCUGGCACGUUGGUUCCACAACUUGGCGAUCUUCAUAAUUUGCAAUAUUUGGAGCUUUACAGUAACAAUAUUACUGGAGAAAUUCCGCCUGAGAUUGGGCUUUUGACAAACCUGGUGAGCUUGGAUCUUUACUUGAACAAUUUAACUGGUCCCAUACCAUUCACACUUGGAGAGCUUCAAAAACUGCGUUUCCUGCGUCUUAACAACAACAGCUUAUCGGGAACAAUUCCAGUGUCAUUAACUAAUGUUAAAUCCUUGCAAGUCCUGGAUCUUUCAUACAACCAGCUAACUGGAGAUAUCCCGGUCAAUGGUUCUUUUUCUCUGUUUACCCCUAUCAGUUUUGCUCAUAAUAAGCUUAAUGAAUCUGCUGUGCGUACUCCACCACCUCCUCUACCUUCUUCACCAAGCCCCAUAUCAGGCAAUAGUGCCACUGGAGCUAUUGCUGGUGGAGUUGCUGCUGCUGCUGCUUUACUCUUUGCUGCUCCUGCUGUUGCUGUUGCUUUGUGGCGUCGGAAGAAACCACAAGAUCAUUUCUUUGAUGUACCUGCCGAAGAGGAUCCGGAAGUUCAUCUUGGUCAGCUUAAGAGGUUCUCUCUUCGUGAACUACAAGUUGCAACAGAUCAUUUUAGCAACAAACAUAUUCUGGGUAGAGGUGGUUUUGGCAAGGUCUAUAAGGGACGGUUGGCUGAUGGGUCUCUAGUGGCAGUAAAAAGACUCAAAGAGGAGCGUUCACAGGGUGGGGAGCUGCAAUUCCAAACAGAAGUGGAGAUGAUAAGCAUGGCUGUGCAUCGUAAUCUGCUCCGUCUUCGUGGCUUUUGUAUGACACCAACUGAGCGGUUGUUGGUCUAUCCAUUUAUGGUUAACGGAAGUGUAGCAUCAUGUUUGAGAGAACGUCCAGACACACAACCUCCACUUAAUUGGUUGAAUCGGAAACGUAUUGCUUUGGGAGCGGCAAGGGGGCUUGCUUAUCUACAUGAUCAUUGUGAUCCUAAGAUUAUUCAUCGUGAUGUGAAAGCUGCAAACAUUUUACUUGACGAGGAGUAUGAAGCUGUUGUUGGUGAUUUUGGGUUGGCUAAACUCAUGGACUACAAAGAUACUCAUGUCACAACUGCAGUACGGGGAACUAUUGGGCAUAUAGCUCCUGAAUACCUUUCAACUGGAAAAUCUUCUGAAAAGACUGAUGUUUUUGGGUAUGGGGUAAUGCUUCUUGAACUCAUAACUGGACAGAGGGCCUUUGAUCUUGCCCGGCUUGCAAAUGAUGAUGAUGUCAUGCUUCUUGAUUGGGUGAAAGGACUUCUAAAAGACAAGAGGUUGGAAACACUAGUUGAUCCUGAUCUUGCGGGGAAAUAUCCAGACGAUGAAGUUGAGCAGCUUAUACAAGUUGCCUUGUUGUGCACACAAGGCACUCCUACAGAACGGCCUAAGAUGUCAGAGGUUGUACGGAUGCUUGAGGGUGAUGGUUUAGCUGAAAGAUGGGAAGAAUGGCAGAAAGAGGAGCGGUUUCACCAAGACCUAAGCCGCAAUCCCCACCCAAGUACGACUUGGAUUCUCGACUCUACUGCUGAAAUUCCUCCCGAUGAAUUGUCCGGUCCAAGAUGAUCUCUGGAAGUCCCCUCAUGUAAGUUAAAAGAGUGAUAUAUGUGUAUAUCUAUCACAUAUAUAUACGUAUAUCACAUUUGUGCAUAUAGUUUUCAUUUUUUUUGGGAAAAAAAUAAUUUAUCAUAAUUUUUCUGCUCUGUUCAUCUUGUAUCACAUAUCUGAGUUUAAGUAUUUUGUAGUGGGGUUGCUAAUCAAAUUACCAACAAACCAAUAUUGCAUAAUGCAGGAGAUAAUAGCAACACCCCUCCCUCCUCCCUUCUCUUCAGAUAACUCUUUAAUUUUUGGGAAUUCAACUGAUUUUUCAAAUCUGAUCUUAUAAAGUGAUGUUCCAUAAAUCUAUUGGGUUGAAUAAUCAAGCAUCCCUUCCUUCUCUACUAAUAAAUUUAUAUCACAUCACUUUGGUGUUUGAUAAAAAUCAUUGAAUUCCCAUAAUUUGUUUUUAUCAGGAUUAGGUUGUCAUUCAAUAACUGUGUUUGUAUCUUGAUUUCUGGAGAACCCAGAGUACAUAUUGUUAUAAUCAUGAUGAUCAUUGGCCUUUCUUAAA